AUGGCUGCUAAAAGAAGCACCGAUCUUGAUAAAGAAGCUCAAGAAUGGAUAGAGGCUGUUAUAGGUGAAAAAUUUCCGAAGGGCGCCUAUGAAGAUGCGCUAAAGGACGGUAUUAUACUAUGCAAAUUGAUCAAUAAGUUAUCACCAAAUUCGGUUCCUAAAAUAGCGACAGCUGGUGGUGCUUUCAAAUUACGAGAGAAUGUAGCAGCUUUCCAAAAUGCUGCUCGAUCCUAUGGAGUACCCGAUGCGGAACUUUUUCAAACAGUUGAUUUAUUUGAAAAACGUAACAUCCCUCAAGUAACAUUAGCUAUUCAUGCACUCGGACGACAGGCACAAAAGAAAGGUUUCUCUGGCCCAACAUUGGGUGUUAAGAUGUUGGAGAAAAAUGAACGACAGUUUACCGAAGAACAAUUACGUGCUGGAGCUGGUAUUGUUGGUCUUCUAAACGAUGGCAUGAAUAAAGGUGCGAAUCAGGGCGGACAAAACUUUGGUUUAUCUAGACAUAUCUAA
This is a messenger RNA of Didymodactylos carnosus, 510 nucleotides long. The record is from the annotation of a GenBank genome assembly. Lineage: Eukaryota; Metazoa; Rotifera; Eurotatoria; Philodinida; Philodinidae.